UAUUGUGCUCCGCAAAAAAUAAAGCGCAGAGAAGAAGAAGAAAAACACAUCAACAAGGAAAUACCGGCGUCUUAUCAAAAUUGAUAAUUUAUUAAAGGACUUUGCAGUUUUUAGACUCACUUUGACUUCUCAUUCAUAUUUAUUGUGUUGUUGAUGUAGAUGCGUCUGCAGUAAAUGGUACCCACGCGGUCUGGGACACUUUAGCUUUCAUGCUGUAAAACUACAACACGUGGAUUCAGUGCGUGUUUACUGAUUACACAGCCAUUGGCUUUAACGAGGAAUUCAGAGCAUGGACUACCUGCCGGAUGACAACUCCAGGUACAAAGACGUUGACUACUGGGAUGAAAGAUACAAGACAGAGCAGAGUUAUGAUUGGUUGGGCAGAUUCUCCAAAUUCCAGCACCUUCUGGAGAAGCACGUCCAGAAAGAAGACUCUAUUCUGAUACUUGGGUGUGGAAACAGCAGUAUGAGCGGCGACAUGUACAGUGCUGGCUACCACUCCAUCACCAACAUAGACUACUCCUCUGUGUGCAUCAGUACAAUGAGUGCCAGAUACAGCGACUGCCUGCGUAUGACCUGGCAUGAGAUGGACGUGCGGCAGCUCUCCUUCCCCGAUUCGUCCUUCGAUGUCAUCCUAGAGAAGGCCACGCUGGACGCCAUCAUGGUGGAAGAGAAGACUCCUUGGGAGGUGUCCCCACACACCGCCUGUUUCAUUCACCAAGCACUCACAGAGAUCAGUCGCUGCCUGAAGCCUGGAGGACGGUUUGUCUCUGUAACCUUCGCCCAACCCUUCUUCAGGAAACGCCUCUACGCUCGCACCGAGUACAACUGGUCGAUUAGGAAGUACAGCUAUGGAGAAGGCUUUCAAUAUUUUGUGUAUGUAAUGACAAAAGGAGAGGAGCUUAGCCCAGAAGAUGCAGCUCUGGAAAAAAAGCUACUGGAGGACACCAAAUCACCACCUACCAGGGUCGCCACAACACAAGAUGAAGAUGAGGAAGACUUCCUGUCUAAUAUUGAUUUAAUUUAAUAUUUAACUGGAUUAUCUAAAGGAAUCUUAGGAAUACACUAAGCCUGGGAUUUAAGAGUAAGCUCUAUACUGCGAUAAUGACUUCAGAAACUCAAACUUUACCCUCGCGAAUACAACAACAAUGUCCUCUGUUACUCAAAAUGUCUACUUCACCAUUUUUAUGUGAGUAGGUAAGAAUUAGCUAUGUAUUUUAAUAGUUAUGGCCUGGGCAUAGAUGUUCAUUUAGGCUACGUUUACAUUGCUACGUUUUGAUUUAAAAACGAUUUUUGGCACCUUGGUAGCUCACCUGGUGGAGCAC
Perca flavescens (yellow perch) is the source of this 1325-nucleotide messenger RNA. It is a transcript of the gene ece2a, whose product is annotated as endothelin converting enzyme 2a. The transcript is spliced from 4 exons. Bases 290 to 1027 code for a protein of 245 amino acids. NCBI's taxonomy places the organism in Eukaryota, Metazoa, Chordata, Actinopteri, Perciformes, Percidae. Gene Ontology annotation, molecular function: S-adenosylmethionine-dependent methyltransferase activity. The record is from RefSeq and is a predicted model, not a curated record.